AUGCUUCCUUCACUCACGCUCCAACAUCUCCUCCUUGCACAUCGGAUAGAUCCCUAUAUUCUAGGCACGAUGACGGACGUCGAACCCAAGCUGUCGGUCAAGCGCGAGAACGAAGACACGCUGGAGGCCGCAGACUCGAAGCGUGCGCGCCUCGACGCCAACGGAGACGAACCUUCUGCAACUCCUGUGGGGGUGCGCAAGCACUCGCGCGACCAGACGGCCGACGAGAAUGGCGCCGACACCAAGCGCGUCCGGCAAACCCCGGUCAAGACGGAGGUCAAGUCAGAGCCGGCGGCCGCAUCGCCCCGAAAAGCCGCCACGCCCAAGGGCAAGUACGCUGAAGCCGACAGUGACAGCGAAAGCGAGAGCAACAGUGACAGCGAUGCGGACGACAAAAAGUCGUUGGCUGCGCGCCUUGCCUCCAAGGCAAAGGCAUCGCCCAAGCCGUCGCCCAAGGCGAAGGCCGCCGCUCCAUCCUCGGCCAAGAAGGCGCCCACGCCCAAAAAGGCGGCAAAGAAGGAGUCGUCCGACGAAGAGUCCGAGGAGUCGGAAGACAGCUCGGAAGACGAGGACGAUGGCUCGGAUGAGUCAGGGUCGGACUCGGGCUCGGACGACGAUUCCGACGACGAAGACGCCUACGACGACGAGGAUGCACCCAAACCAAAAAAGCCUGCAGUCAAGAAAGCCGCCAGCCCCAAGAAAGCUGCCGCAUCGCCAAAGACCAAACCCGCCGCGGGCACCUCCAAGAAGGCCAGCAAGAGCGCCGAUGGCGAUGGUGCAGUCACCAAGAAAAAGAAGAAGGCCGACGAGGACGACGAGGACGUGCACAAGUGGUGGGAGGAGGACCUCACUGCCAUGCUCGGCGACGGCUCGGAGCGCUGGCAAACGCUGAGCCACAAUGGUGUCAUGCUGGCUCCCGAGUACGUGGCGCUGCCGCCGCAAGCGUUCUUCAAGUACAACGGCCAGAAAGUGGCGCUGUCGCUUCCGACCGAAGAGCUCAUUGGCUUUUACGCCGCCAUGCUCAAGUCCGACUAUGUGACCAAGGACAAGUUCAACGAGAACUUUAUGGUUGAGCUGCGCAAGGUCAUGACAAAGGAGGAGAAGGCGCUCAUCACUGACCUGGCCAAGUGCGACUUUACCGUCAUUCAGGACUACUUUGAGCAGCAGCGCGAAAUCCGCAAGAACCGCACCAAGGAGGAGAAGGCCGCCAUCAAGGCCCAAAACGAGGAGCUUGUCAAGCAGUACGGCUUCUGCCUCAUGGACGGCCGCAAGGAGCGCAUUGCCAACUUCCGCGUCGAACCGCCAGGCCUCUUCCGCGGCCGCGGCGACCAUCCCAAGAUGGGCAUGCUCAAACGACGCGUCGUGCCCGAGGACAUUACCAUCAAUUGCAGCAAGGACUCGACGCCGCCCGCGCCUCCUGCGGGCCACAAGUGGAAGGAGGUGAUUUGCAACAAGACGGUCACUUGGCUCGCCUCGUGGGUCGACGGCAUCUCGGGCCACGCCAAGUACGUCAUGCUGAACUCGGCGUCCAAGCUCAAGGGCCUGAACGACAUGAAAAAGUACGAGAAGGCCCGCGACUUGAAGAAGCACAUCAAGCACAUUCGCCGCUCGUACACUGAGGACAUGAGCUCCAAGGAGAUGGCCAUUCGCCAGCGCGCCACAGCCCUCCAUUUCAUCGAUCGUCUUGCAUUGCGCUGCGGCAACGAAAAAGAUCCCGAAGAGCAGGCAGACACUGUCGGUUGCUGCUCCCUUCGUUUCGAGCACAUCAAGCUCGAGGAGCCCAGCACCGUGCACUUUGAUUUCCUCGGCAAAGACUCCAUUCGGUAUCAAAACUCUGUGGACGUCGAGGAACGCGUGUACAAGAACCUGAUCAUCUUCCAGAAGAACAAGGAGGAAGGCGACUUGCUGUUUGAUCGUCUGACGACCACUGCUCUCAACAAGUACCUGACUGACUUUAUGCCGGGCUUGACCGCAAAGGUCUUCCGUACCUACAACGCAUCCAUCACCUUGCAAGAACAGCUCAAGCUGACGCCCACGGAUGGUAGCAUUCAUGAGAAGGUUUUGGCUUACAACCGUGCCAACCGCGCUGUUGCCGUCUUGUGCAACCAUCAACGCUCCGUUCCGAAAAAGUUUGGCGAGCAAAUGGACAAGAUGGACGAGAAGAUCGAGGCCGUUAAAAAGGAAUUGAACGAAGCGCGCAAGGUUUACAAGGAAACAAAGGACGAGAAGAAGAAGGCUGCUGUCGAGCGCUUGAAAGCACGCGUCGACAGUUUGGUGAUUCAAAAAACAGACAAGGACGAGAACAAGACAAUUGCUUUGAGCACGGCCAAACUCAACUACCUUGAUCCUCGUAUUACUGUGGCUUGGUGCAAGCGCUACGAUGUGCCAGUAGAAAAGAUUUACAACAAGACGCAGCGGUCCAAGUUUGCUUGGUCGAUGGGUGUGCCUACGGACUUUACUUUCUGAGCAGUGUCGCCAUUAUGGAAUCUGAUGUUAUUAGAAUGUAUGUGUUGCCGAGCUC
Molecule: messenger RNA, 2521 nt
Organism: Capsaspora owczarzaki ATCC 30864
Lineage: Eukaryota; Filasterea; Ministeriida; Capsasporidae
Product: DNA topoisomerase I
Exons: 5
Coding region: 1-2466 (821 amino acids)
Biological process (GO): chromosome segregation; DNA topological change; DNA replication
Cellular component (GO): chromosome; nucleolus
Molecular function (GO): DNA binding; DNA topoisomerase type I (single strand cut, ATP-independent) activity
Source: RefSeq, a predicted model, not a curated record